AUGUUAUAUUCGAAGAGUAAUUUGAAUGUAGGUAUCAUUCCAAAUAGGCAAGAUAAAAUGAAUGGAUCUUAUAUGUACAUAAAAAAAAUAAACAGUGAUACAAUAAUAAAAAAUAUAAAAAAAAAUUAUAAUUUGAACUUAUUUGUAAAUUCACAGGGGAAGGCAUUAUUAAAUAAUAAUAUUGUUAAUAUUCGUAAUGCUGAGCUAGGGAAAUAUGUUUAUAAGAAUGGACUAUAUAUUCAUAAUCCUCUUGAAUUGAAGAAAGACAUAAUAAACGUUGUACAUAAAAAUAAAUAUAUUCAUAAUAUUCCAAGUAAUGACGAGUAUUGUACAUGUAAAACAAAGUCUACAAAUUUUGAAUGUGUUAAUAAAUGUGAACAUUAUAUAAAUAAGGAUAUGAAAUAUAUAGAUGAUAAAAACAUAUCAUAUUUAAAAAACAAUGGAGAUAAUAUAAUUCCUAAUGUAGUGUGUUUAAAUAAUAAUUUAUCAUAUUUAAAUAAGAAUAUAUAUAACAAAAUAUAUAAUAAUAAUGAUAAGCAUAAUUACAAUAAUUCAACUAGCAAAAUUUAUAAGAGUACACAAAAGAAUAUUGCGCAAUAUAAUAUUCAUCCAUUUGUUAAAUAUGAGUUAAAAUGGGAUGUAAAAAAUGAUAUUGCUAGAAAUAAAAAUUAUUUCUUAAUGAGGAAAAUAUCUGAGAAUGAUAAUGAAUAUAUAGAAAAUAAGGAGGAAGAUAAAAAAAAAAAAAAAAAUUAUAUAAUCAAAAGUUAUUAUAAAAAGUUGAAGAACAUUAAAGAAAAUAAUAAAAAUACAAAUAUACAAACAAAUGAUAUAUACACAAUUGGACAGGAAAAAUAUAUUCCAAUAAAUAAUAAACCUAUUUAUAAUUUAUCAUUAAAUAAUAAUUACAUUUCUUAUGAUAACAAACAAUGUUUAUUUCAUAAUAGUCCCUUUUUCUUAAAUACUCAAAUGACCAUGAAUAAUAAUUACAAAGAUAUAAAAUUUAAUAAUAUUGCUAAAAAAAAAAAUUUGCUUUUUCAGUCUUCAGAAAAGAACAAUACAUCAAAUAAAACUGUUACACACAAAAGUAAUUUAGUAAAUAAAAUAAAUAAAAAUAAUACAUAUAAUACAAACAGUACAUAUAAUACAAACAAUACAAAUAAUACAAACAAUGCAAAUAAUACAAACAAUACAAAUAAUACACACAAUACAUAUAAUAAUACAUAUAAUGCAAAUGUUGGAAAAGUAAGUCAUAAACUCUUAGCUGAUCAUAUGUCAAAAGAAAAUCUUAACAAUUUUAAUAAAAAGACAGAAGAAAAAAAAGAAAAAAAAAAAGAAAAAAAGACAGAAGAAGAAGAAGAAGAAGAAGAAAAAAAAAAAAAAAAAAAAAAGAAAUCAAUUAAAAAUUCAUAUCAAAAUAUUCAAAAAAUUCAAAAUAAUAAGGAUAAAAUGUUAAGUCAAAAUGAAAAGAGCAAUAUAUCCAACUUAAAUAAAAUAAAUCAUGUCCUUGUUUUGAAAAAUGUGAACAAAAAGGAAGCAAAUAAAAAUAACAAUCAAGUAAUAAGUGAUAAUAUACAAAAUGAUAAUAAUAUACCAAAUGAUAAUAAUAUACCAAAUGAUAAUAAUAUACAAAAUGAUAGUAAUAUAAUAAAUGUACCGAGUGAGGAAGAUAUUACUAAAGAUGAAUUCUCGAAAGAAUGCAACAAAUUAAAUGACGAAUGUACACAAGAAUGCAACAAAUUAAAUGACGAAUGUACACAAGAAUGCAACAAAUUAAAUGAAAAAUGUACACAAGAAUGCAACAAAUUAAAUGACGAAUGUAUACAAGAAUGCAACAAAUUAAAUGACGAAUGUAUACAAGAAUGUAACAAAUUAAAUGAAAAAUGUAAGGAUGAAAGCAAUUCUUUAAAAAGUGCUUCCAAUAAAGAAAGUGAUAUGGUAAAGGAUAUUUGUAAAAUAGAAAGUCAUGUAAUAUCUGAAGUAUGUAAAAAGGAAAGCGAAAUUAUAAAAGAAGUAUCUAUAACAGAAAGAAAUAUAAUUAAAGAAAUACAUAAUUGUAAUAAUGUUAUAUUGAAAAAAACAAAUAAUAAUAAUAAAGACAUGAAUAUGUUGAAAGAUAAUGAAAAAAAAAAAGAUACAUAUAUUAAGGAAAGCAAAGAAAAAAAGAAUAAUAUUUAUAAUGUAUCUAAAAAAAACAAAAAGAAUGAUUAUAAUAAUAAUAAUAAUAUUAAUUAUGUUCCUCAGGAAAAAUUACAAAUUAUUAAUAACCAAUCCAAGAUAAAUAAAGGUAUAAUAAAUGAUAAUAAAAUAUAUAAGAAAAGUACCAAAAUAGAUUAUAUAUCACCGGAAUAUAUUAGUCAAGUCAUUAAAGAUUAUCAUAAUGAAGAAAGAAAACAAAAAAAAAAUAUAUAUUACGAAAAUGUAAAAGUUGAAAAAGGUACUACUCUAUGUGAUAAAAAGAAGAAUUCCGGUUUGUUGAAUAAAAAUGAAAAAAGAAACAUGUCUCAUAUACAUACAAAGGACUUUUAUAAGUACUGUAAAAAAAAAGAAAGUUCUAUUUCUUGUACAAAUGAACAUAAAGCCAUAAAUGGAGAUUCUAAUUUAAAAAAAAUAAAAAGAGAAGACCAUAAAAAUAAAGAAAAUAUAGAAAGGGAUAUCGAAAUGUCACAAAUUGUAAACAUUGUUGCUGAAGAUAAAUUAGACAAAUGUCAUUUGUCGGAAUUAAUAAAGAUAAUGAAAAAACUAGAAAAGGUUCAUAUGAAAAAAAUGAAUAUAGAUAAUUUAAUAUUAGAAGGGAAUUGUUGGCAAGAUUUUAUAAAAAGUGUAGAAGGAAAAAAUAAAGGUGAAGAUAAAGUAAGAAAUAAAGGUGAAGAUAAAGUAAAAAAUAAAGGUGAGGAUAACGUAAAAUAUAAAGGUGAGGAUAACGUAAAAAAUAAAGGUGAAGAUAAAGUAAAAAUUAAAGGUGAGGAUAACGUAAAAAAUAAAGGUGAGGAUAACGUAAAAAAUAAAGGUGAGGAUAACAUAAAAAAUAAAGGUGAGGAUAACGUAAAAUAUAAAGGAAAAGCAAACGUUAUAUCCCUUUCUAGUAAUAAUUAUAAUGUAGAUAAUAGGAAUAAAAAAAAAUACAGUGAAAUAGUAUAUAAUAAAAAAACGAACUACACUAAAAAUAAAAAGAAUAUUAAUAAUAAGUGUCAUGUGAAUGAUGAGAAUAACAAUGUUUUAUGUAAUGUAGAUGAAAAUAUGAUGUUAUCCAAGAAAAAAGAAAAUUUGAUUGAACUUAAUAAAAGUAAUAGUAACAAGGUUAACAUUAUAAAUAAUAUAAAAAAUUAUAUAGAUGUGUUAAAUUUAACUGUUGAUGAAUUAAUACAUUUAAAAAAUGUAAAAGACAUAUUUUGGUAUCUAUAUAUAAAAUCUAAGUUUGUUAAAAAACAAAAUAUGAAAGAAUUUUGUGAGGUAAUUAAAGAUAAGAUGGAUGAUAAGAUACAUAAGAAUUAUUUUAUGGAAUAUGUAGAUUAUGAGAGUUUUAAAAAAUUUAAUAAAAAUAAUUUUGAUACAUUUGAAGAGAAAAUAUAUUUAUUGGAAAAUUUAUUUUAUUUAUUAAAAUCAUAUCCAUUAGAUUAUGAUGAAAAUAGAGGAUGUUUUUAUAUGUUAUAUCCACAAAAAAAUAAAAUGUUUAAAAAUUCAGAAUAUGAUAUAAUAAAAAAUAAACUUCAUCAUUUAAAAAUAAGUAAGGAUAUAACUGAACAUUUUAAAAAUAAUUUUUUCUUUUUAGAUAAGAUAUUUAUACCUAAGGAUGCCUUUUUUUUUGUUAAAGAUUCUGAAGAUAUUGGUUUGAGGGAUAAAGAUAAUAAUAUUAUUUAUAUACAUCAAGCAUUGGUAAGUGAUUUGAAGGAAGAUGUAAAUGAUAAGAGUAUAUUUGAUAACUUAUAUUCUUGUAGUCCUCCAUAUAAGUCUGAUUAUUUUAGAUACAUACAAAAGAAGAAGAUACAAAAUAAAAUUAGGAAAUUUAAAGAAUAUAUAUUAUAUUAUUAUGAAUUCCAUUCUGUACAAGAUUUCUUUGAUUUAUUAAUAUUAUUUGAUGAAGAAUAUAAAAAUUUAAAAAUGUUAAAUAGUUGUACGGAUAUUCCUUAUAAUUUAACAAAAAGGUUGUAUUCUGACUAUUCUCAUAAAGUAAUGAACAUAAUCACCAAAAAUGAGGAACCGUUCAAAAAUAUUAUUGAUAAUUUCAAUAACAUACAUAUAAAGAAUAAUAUGAAUAAAUAUAAUGUUUUUAAUAAUCAUGAGGAAAAUUGUAUGUAUGUAUCUAACAAGUUGUGUAACAAAGAAAAAGAUAAUAUAAAAAGAAUACAUAAGGAUGCAAAUUUUAAUAUUACAAAAAGGUAUAUUUCUUUAGAAAAUUUAGAAAACAAUUAUAACCAAAAAAGUAAUAUAAAUGAGAAAAAUGAUAAGGUAGAUAUUCAUAAGAAUUUGUUUUGUUCAAAAACAAGGGAUAGUAAUAUAUGGUCAAAUAAGUUUGUAUUUAAUAAAAAAGAAUGUAAUGUAAAUAAGUAUAUGUUAUAUGAAAAAUAUAAUCCAUUAAAAAAAUAUAAUAAUAAGAAAAAUAAUACUUGUACUACAGACAAUAGUUAUGGUAUAGAUAGUAAGUAUGGUAUAGAUAAUAAUUAUGGUAUAGAUAGUAAGUAUGGUAUAGAUAAUAAUUAUGGUAUAGAUAAUAAGUAUGGUAUAGAUAAUAAGUAUGGUAUAGAUAAUAAUUAUGGUAUAAAUAAUAAUUAUGGUAUAAAUAAUAAUUAUGGUAUAAAUAAUAAUUAUGGUAUAAAUAGUAGUCAUUGUGUGGAUUCCCAUUUUUGUGCUGAAGAUUCAAAAUACGAAAUCGAUGAAAUGUCAAAUAUAUAUUUAUCAUUUUUUUAUUCAAAUGAUAAUAAAAGUAAAAUGAAAGAAAUAACUUUAGAUACAUUUAAAAUGUUUGUAGAAAAUUUGGGUAAAAUUAAAGGUCUUGGGAAAUUUACAUGUAUUGAUGAAUGCUUUUUAGGUAUGACAUUUUGUGAUCCAGAUAUACCUAAACAUUUAUGUAAUCAGAAAAAGGUAUUACCAAAAAAUAUGAAUUAUAAUGGUUUCAUGUAUUGUAUGCGAUAUAUACCAUAUGUUAUACCAGAUUUCCCUUUAUCAACUAGCCAUUUUGAGAUAUCUUAUAAUAAUGUAGAGAUAUUUAAUUCAAGAAAUUCCUUUUUACAUAUAUUAAAAUAUAGAGGAAAUAGAAAUGAUAUAAUUUUAUUAAGAAAUAAAAUUGUUUUGGAUAUUAUAGAGAUAUUUGUAUAUAUACCAUGGAAUUUUGGUGUAGACACAGGAAUGUAUACUUCAUUGGUUCCUAUGCUUGCAGAGGGCAAACGGACAGUUGACAUGUGUAAGUCUUCUUAUUAUAAAAAUUAUAAAUAUUAUUUAAAAAGAAAUAAGAAAUAUAAUAAUAUCAAAAGUUUUAACAUGUCAUCCGAUAAUUUUUCGGAUACAAAUUCUACAUCUACAUCGAAAAAUGAAUCGAAUAAUUUUGUGAGUACAAUGUGUAGUAAGGAAUAUAACAAAAGAUAUAUAACUGGGUAUGUGGAAGAAGAAAAAAUAAGUAAGAUAAAAGAAAGGGAUAUAUUACAUUUAAAUGAUAAUAUAAAUAAUAUGGAUGAUAAUAGUUUGAAUAGUUCUUAUAAUAAUAAUAAUAUAUCUUUUGAAGAAAGAUUUUUAAAAAUGAAAAAAAAAUUAUCUUAUAAAUGGAUACCUAAAUGGCAUAUGUGUAAUGAUAUAUUUUUAUCAAGAUUAAUAUCUUAUGAUGAAAUACAGAUAAGUUUACAAAAAAUAUUUCCUUUAUAUUUAAUACAAACAGCUUUAAUUUAUAUGGUUCAUAUAUCAUGUUGUUUCUUAACUAAUGAAGAAUGGAAAUAUUUCUUUGAAUCUCCUUUUACUCUUUAUAAAAAAUUAACACCAGAAGAAAUAGCUAUACGAUAUAUAAAAUUAAAGGGAUCUAAAUUUAAUAAAGUAAAUAAUAUUCAAAUAAAUAAAAAUAUUGAUAUUCAUCAAAUAUUUAUGAGCAUACCAGAAAAUAUGAAAUGUCCUGAAAUUUAUAAACUAGCUAUAAAUGGAGAAAAUACAAGUAGUGGCUAUUUAGCUGAACCAUUCGAUAUUUAUCAUUUAAUGUUUGUUUGUAAAGUUUUCUGGUAUAUAUUUUUAUAUGCAGAUAACUUUGUUAUACUUCGAUCAACCUUAUUUAAAAACAAACCAACAAAAAAAUAA
This is a messenger RNA of Plasmodium reichenowi, 6273 nucleotides long. RefSeq lists its product as hypothetical. NCBI's taxonomy places the organism in Eukaryota, Apicomplexa, Aconoidasida, Haemosporida, Plasmodiidae. The record is from RefSeq and is a predicted model, not a curated record. The transcript has a single exon. Bases 1 to 6273 code for a protein of 2090 amino acids.